This is a messenger RNA of Gloeophyllum trabeum ATCC 11539, 1917 nucleotides long. Its product is annotated as Gaa1-domain-containing protein. Gene Ontology annotation, biological process: attachment of GPI anchor to protein. The record is from RefSeq and is a predicted model, not a curated record. Gene Ontology annotation, cellular component: GPI-anchor transamidase complex; membrane. Lineage: Eukaryota; Fungi; Basidiomycota; Agaricomycetes; Gloeophyllales; Gloeophyllaceae. The transcript has 11 exons. The annotation marks the transcript as partial.
GUUCUCGGGUAUGUCAUGAGUUUGCUGAGUCGGCUCAGAAGGGGGGGCGGGGACGCCAAUGUCGCUCGAAUCCAGAGGCGAAGGGCUUUAUCGGCGACCCUGUGGAAAAGGCUGCCAUACAUCAAAGUAACCCUUCUGGUUGUCGGUCUGCUAUGGAUGCUUCUUAUACCUCUGCCUAUGCUGAGUCAAGGGACGUAUAUUGAUGAGAAUGCACUUCAGCCCGGCCAGGUUAGCACCUAUUGGGACUGGAACGAUGUACAUAGAGCCGACAGAUACCUGGAUCAAAUAGACGAGUGGAUCCGGAAUAAUAUCAGCAGCAGCGAGCGGGCAGACCUAUUGGUCACUGAACUACAUAAGCUCGGCCUUCCAGCUGCAAGCCAGUCUUACAAAUACAGGAAAGGUAGUGAGGUGCGCACCAUAGAGGGCGUCAAUGUCUACGCGGUCUCUUCCUCACCUCGAGCCUCCGGUGCCGAAGCCAUGGUCAUCAGCGCUUCCUGGCUAAGCAGAACAGGGGAGGGUGACGGUACUAUCAAUAGUCGGGGUGUUGCCACUGUCCUAGCGUUGGCUGCUUUUCUCAAAAAACAUGCGCUGUGGGCCAAGGAUCUUAUCUUUGUUAUCAGCGACGGGUACAUGGAUGGUAUGCAUGCAUGGCUCAGUGCAUACCAUGGCUCGCUACAAUCCAACCUGCAGGUGGAACCCUUGACUCUCUCCUCGGGUGUUAUAUGGACGGCCUUGAACAUUGACUAUCCGGGACAUUCAUUUUCACAUCUUGGCUUCUUUAUAGAGGGCUUGAACGGUCGCCUGCCAAACCAGGAUCUCAUUAAUUCUUGCCAAAUCAUCUCCCGCUACACUGGUGGCGUCCCGAUCUUACUAUACGAUCAUUUUGAACCGAGUGAAUUCCCUAGCAAGGAUGUGUUAGGCCUCCCGCCUUGGCUGCCAAGCGUGGUGCGGGACAACAACGACUUCAAGGAGUUCGCGUAUCGGGCAAAGAACGUCUUUCGACACGUAGGCUACCAGGCACGAGGAAUGGCUAGUGGCGUCCAUGGCUUGUUCCAUCAAUUCCGCAUAGAUGCUAUAACCCUCUUCGCAGAACCCGCACCAGGUCCACAUGGGUUUCAUGCGAUAGGCCGAGUCAUAGAGUCGUCGCUCAGGACAACGAAUAAUCUCCUCGAGCGCUUGCACGCCUCGUUCUUCUUCUAUAUCAUGACCAGCCCCUACACAUUCAUGAAAAUCGGGAUGUAUCUGCCUAGCGCCAUCUUGAUCAGCGUGUCAAUGAUGUUCGGGGGAAUCUCAGAGUGGAUAUCGGCGGGCUGGCGUCAAUUGCCCCCCGAGCAAGCCGACGCGAAGGAUGAGAAGACUCCUCGUCCGCACAGUGGUGGAAGAUGGACGCGUCGUUCGAGGCCUGUACUUGCAGCUCUUUCCAUUGUGCUGUACACACACGCCUUCGGGCUGGUAGUCUUCCUUGCUCUCACGAAAUCGCCUGGACUGGACACAGCAACCACACUACCGCUGUUCCUUCUCUACCUUACCUCACCAGUCCCCGUUAUCUAUUCACUCUCGGGACAAGCGCAGACGGAGCUGAGAACAGCCAUCCGCAACGUCCUGAAGUCCAUAAACCUCUGCAUUGCCUCAACUGUCAUUUCAGUGACAUCAGUCCUCAAUUUCUCCUUGGCAGCAAUAUCUGCUGUCUUGCUGGGCGUUCCGUUGACUCUUGCCUCAUCGUCUCCCGAGCUGGGGGUUCGUAUAGCUACGUACCUCGCAUACGCACUACUAGGCUUUGGUUGGAUGGUCUUUCUCCAAGAAGAGGUGCGGAAGGCGAUGUGGAAUUGGGACGUUCUAGGUAUCUGGUUUGCGCCGUUCGUCUGCUUGGUUUAUGCACCUCUAGCUCUGCAAGGGGGAUUGGUCUGUCUGCUAUAG